AAUCCAAUGUGUAUAGAACAGAAUAACUGAAGUAGUAAAGUUAGUAAUAAGAAUCUCCAACCUGACAAAUAAAUAAUUAGAAUGUCGUCAGAUAUCAUAGCAGCUCUUCAUCUAGAGAGAGAGACAUUAGGGAGUGUUAUUGUAGCGAAGGAGAUAAACAACUGUGACAGUUCUUUUAUCAUAAGCUGUGUCCUUGGCCACUGUAUCAAGAACAGAAAUGCUGUUAUACUUAUUUCAACACAUGAUUCAAUGGCACAUUAUCAAUAUGUUGGUUCUAAGAUGAAUUACAAUUUGGAGGGGCACAUGGAGUUAGGGCUUAUAUCAUUUUUUGAUUUAGGUGAAGAAUGUAUUAACAUAUUGUUAAAGAAGGACAAUAACUCCAUACAAUAUCUAAUUUCAAAACUGAAUGAGAGAAUACUCAAAAUUACAGAGAAAUAUGACAAAGUUAAUAUAAUUUUGGAUGGUGUGUCCCAUUUAUUUGAUAUGGAUUUCAAUUUAAAAUCAGUUAAUCAUAUGUGUAAUGAACUUGUGAACCUUUCUAGAAAGUAUAGUUCAUUUAUAUUGUUUCAUUGUAAUGUUGCCAGUGAUGAUGAUGUUACAAAUGUAAUGGCCAAUCUAUUAUCCCACAAGGCACACAUUCUAUUAGAAGUAGAAAGUUUAAAGUCAGGUUGGAGUGCUGAUGCUACAGGUCAUCUGACAAUAAAAUAUAUUGGACAAAAAUUUAACAUCAAACACAUGUAUACCAUGGAAUUGAAAGCAUCUCAUUAUUUGUUUAAAUUAUUUGAUAGAGGUGUUAAGUUAUUUGCUCCUGGCACUGUAUAAAUUGAAUAUAAAUAUUACAAAAUUU
Molecule: messenger RNA, 847 nt
Organism: Achroia grisella
Lineage: Eukaryota; Metazoa; Arthropoda; Insecta; Lepidoptera; Pyralidae
Gene: Elp6
Product: elongator complex protein 6
Exons: 2
Coding region: 82-822 (246 amino acids)
Biological process (GO): tRNA wobble uridine modification
Cellular component (GO): elongator holoenzyme complex
Source: RefSeq, a predicted model, not a curated record